UUCCGUAGGCCGUGAAGAGGUGUUUCCAAAAUUGUGAGAGGAAGCGAGGAUCACGGUCAYUGAUGAUGUUCUCGGGGAGGACGUGAUGGCGAGCAACAUGGUCGAAGAAGAGUGUGGCGACGUCUUUGGCACUGUGCGAGGUCGUGCAAGGGAAGAAGUGGGCAUGUUUGGUCAAGCGGCAGACAAUGACGUAGAUGCAAUCAUGCCCGCGGUCGGUCUUCGGGAGGCCGCACACGAAGUCCAUGGAGAUGGACUGCCACCGUCGGCGGGCUUGGCAUGGAGUGAUAUCAUUCUCGGAGAGGACGAAGGAGACGAUGGUGUUGUCAGUGCGGAUGGUGAAGUAUUGCCCGUCGAGGUACGGGCGCCAGACUGUGAGGGCGUGAAUCACGGCGAGGAGUUCCUUCUCGUUAGAGGGGUAAUUCAUCUCCGCGGGAAGGAACUUCCUGCUUGCGAAAGCGAUGGGGUAUUCGCCAGGUGGAGCCUCGGGGUGAGUGGGCGAGUCCUUGAUGGAGGGGGUCUCGACGGUGUCGUGGGGGAAAUGUUGGGACAGUACGGCUCCRAUGGCGAAGUCGGAGGCGUCGGUGAUGACAUAGAAAUGGCGAGUGGGGUCGGUGAUCUUGAGGACAGGGGCCGUGGUGAUGGUUUGCUUGAGCUCGUCCUUGCGGGUGAGUUUGUGGAGAGGGUAAGAGAUCUCGGAAAAGUUGCAAAUGAACGGGCGGUAAUAGAUGGCAAGGUCGAGGAAGGAACGGAGUUGGAGGAGGGUCUUGGGUGGGGGGUACUCAACGAGGGUUGUGACCUUCGAGUGGUCUAUACGGAUGCCUUCAGCGGAGAUAAUGUGGUCGAGGUGGGACUCCAAGGUGGGGUUGAAGACAAGGAUGUCAUCAAGAUAGACAACGACACAGACUUCGAGGAGGUUGUGGAAGAUGUGGUUCAUGGUCGAUUGGAAGGUAGCGGGGGCAUCGGUGAGUCCGAAUGGCAUCUCGAGGAACUCGUAGUGCCCGAACCUAAGGCGGAAGGCGGUCUUGUGGGUGUCCUCCUCGCGGAUACGGAUCUGGUGGAAGCCACUGCGAAGGUCAAUCUUGGUAAAAUACUUGGCUUCACGGAGACGAUCAAGGAGCUCGAAAAUCCGAGGUAUGGUGAACUCGUCCGAGGAAGGGAUGGAGGUGGUGUCUUCAGGGGUGAUGUGAUGGAAAAAGCGGGUGCGGGAGGGGGCGGGCGAGGGCUGGUGAUGGGGGUGGAGGAGUCGAUCGUGGUGAAGCAUGCGAGAGCGGAGGUCAGCAGGGGGCAUGUCGGGUUCGUGGGCGAGGGCGGUUGCAAGGUUUUUGUGGCAUACUCGUUUGAUGCGGGAGAUGAACGCAAAGUCGGGAAUGACGGUGGUGGGGAGGUGGUGGUGGAGGGAGCGGACAUAUUGGACGAAGCGGUCCGUGGGACCGGUCUGGCGGAGGUGGCAGAAUUGUUCAAGGUAGUCAUCAAUGGUUUUCUGGGGGCGAAAAGUGGCAGUGAGAAGGUUGGCCCAUUGGAGGAAGGUGUGACGUGGUCCUCCGGAGGCUCGGCGGUUGCUGACUUCAGCCAUCCACCAUUUGGCGGCAUUGCCGAGGAGGCGGGAGGUGGCAAUGGGGAGCCAGUGGGCAAGGGGCAUGUGGUGGAGCUGAAAAGAGUUCUGGAGCUGGGUUAGGAAGAGGAAAACGUCCUCGUGGGGGAGGCCGGAGAAGGACAUGAUGUCGCCGGAUC
Messenger RNA from Chara braunii, 1731 nucleotides. Lineage: Eukaryota; Viridiplantae; Streptophyta; Charophyceae; Charales; Characeae. The record is from the annotation of a GenBank genome assembly.